Molecule: messenger RNA, 2910 nt
Organism: Chinchilla lanigera (long-tailed chinchilla)
Lineage: Eukaryota; Metazoa; Chordata; Mammalia; Rodentia; Chinchillidae
Gene: Rbpjl
Product: recombination signal binding protein for immunoglobulin kappa J region-like
Exons: 13
Coding region: 1-1905 (634 amino acids)
Biological process (GO): regulation of transcription by RNA polymerase II
Cellular component (GO): nucleus
Molecular function (GO): DNA-binding transcription activator activity, RNA polymerase II-specific; RNA polymerase II cis-regulatory region sequence-specific DNA binding
Source: RefSeq, a predicted model, not a curated record
AUGAGGAAACUGAGGCUUAGAGAAGUGAAGCAUGCAACUUACGCCUCUCUGGCUCUGGGACCCAGCCAGAGUGCUCUGUGCUGUCUGCUCCCAGGAGGAGAGGCCGCCAGGGGGCGCCCCGCUGGAUGUGGCUGCCACCGCGAUGUACUCUGGGAAGUCCACACCUGCUCAGCAGGUGCCGGUGUCCAGAACAAACAGGGGGCCGGGAGCCCCGAGGCCUUGGAGAUAAGGCCUGCCCGGGAUAUAUCCUGUGUGCACAUCGGGUGCAGAGGUGCGCAGGGCUCCAGGGACGGUGGCAUUGGACGUACCCAGAGGGCAGCAAGAGAGAGUCCAGGGCCUCACAGAGCGGCCAUGGACCCUGCGGGGGCAGCAGAUUCCUCAGCGCCCCCGGGCCCUUUGACUCACCUGAGCCUGCAGGACAGCUCGGAGGUGCGGCUGCAGAGCGGAGCUGACGUGGGGAGCCUCCCGGGCAGUUGGACCAGCUCAUCCCCAGAGCGCACCGCCGUACUGAGGGACGGAGUGCGAAGCUGCCUGCAGCACGGGUGCGAGCAGACUGUGAGGAUCCUGCACGCCAAGGUGGCCCAGAAAUCCUAUGGAAAUGAGAAACGGUUCUUCUGCCCCCCGCCCUGUGUCUACCUCACCGGUCCCGGAUGGAGGGUGAAGCCAGUGCAGGGCCAAGCCCACCAGGCAGGGGAGACCGGGGCCACCGUCUGCGGUUACAUGGGGCUGGACGGCGCGUCUGGCAGUGCUGCCGAGACGCAGAAGUUGAAUUUCGAGGAGCAGCCGGACUCCAGGGAAUUCGGUUGCGCCAAGACCCUGUACAUCUCGGACGCCGACAAGAGGAAGCACUUCCGACUGGUGCUCCGCCUCGUGCUGCGAGGGGGCCGGGAGCUGGGCACCUUCCACAGCCGCCUCAUCAAGGUCAUCUCGAAGCCCUCGCAGAAAAAGCAGUCGCUGAAAAACACCGACCUGUGCAUAUCGUCCGGCUCAAAGGUCUCCCUCUUCAACCGCCUGCGCUCCCAGACGGUGUCCACACGCUACCUCUCUGUGGAGGACGGGGCCUUCGUGGCCAGUGCGAGACAGUGGGCUGCCUUCACGCUCCACCUCGCUGAUGAACACUGUUCCCAAGGGGACUUCCCACCUCGAGAGGGCUACGUCCGAUAUGGCUCCCUGGUGCAGCUCGUCUGCACAGUCACUGGCAUCACACUACCUCCUAUGAUCAUCCGCAAAGUAGCCAAACAGUGUGCACUCCUCGACGUGGACGAGCCUAUCUCCCAAUUGCACAAGUGCGCCUUCCAGUUCCCAGGUGGCCCUCCAGGAGGGGGUGGCACCUAUUUAUGCCUUGCCACAGAGAAGGUGGUGCAGUUCCAGGCCUCUCCCUGCCCCAAGGAGGCGAACAAGGCGCUGCUCAAUGACAGCUCCUGCUGGACCAUCAUCGGCACCGAGUCCGUGGAGUUCUCCUUCAGCACCAGUCUGGCGUGCACGCGGGAGCCGGUCACGCCGGUGCCCCUCAUCUGCACCCUGGAGCUGAGCGGCGGGGGCGACGUGGCAACGCUGGAGCUGCACGGGGAGAACUUCCACGCGGGGCUCAAGGUGUGGUUCGGGGACGUGGAGGCAGAGACCAUGUACAGGAGCCCGCGGUCCCUGGUGUGCGUGGUGCCCGACGUGGCGGCCUUCGGCAGCGACUGGCGCUGGCUGCGCGCUCCCAUCACGGUGCCGGUGAGCCUGGUGCGCGCCGACGGGCUCUUCUACCCCAGCGCCUUCUCCUUCACCUACACGCCGGAAUACAGCGCCAGGCCGGGUCCGCCCAGCGCCCCGAAGCCCGCGGGUGAUGCGGACGCGCUCCUAGAGAGCAUCCACCACGAGUUCACACGCACCAACUUCCACCUCUUCAUCCAGACCUAGGAGCUGGUGGUGCGGCCGGGCGGGGCGGGGCGGGGGCGGGGCUUCACUGGGCCGCCCCGCCCCUCCUUUAUAAAGGGGAAAAGGCAGCUCCUCCUAGAAACCUCGUCUUACAUUGGGCUUACGAAGACACAACUUUUUUUUUUUUUUGGUUUUUCUCCGGUACCGGGAACCGAACUCACGCCCUUGCGCUUGCCAGGCAGGCGCUUUUGCCGCUGAGCUAAAUCCCCAGCCCCUGUGUGUGUGGUUCUUGUCCACUUCAUCUCACUCUCCUUCAAUCCAUCAUUCGAUCACUGACCUAUCCCUGCCUUGGUAACUUGGCUGUAGGUCUGUCUAUGUGUUUCUGUUCCUCCAUCUUUGUCUUUCUAGUUCUCCCUGUCUUUUACACAAUAGCGCACACUCCAAGAAGCCAAACCGGGAGUAUUUUCCUCCAACGACCUAUAUCCCCACUUGAAGAUAAAGUCCGUAGCCAGGCAGAAGAGAAGGCCUGGAGCAUGGCCAGCACACCCUUGAGCACCACAGAGUCCCACCCUGUCCUAGGUCUCACCUGGAACGCUGGACUCCCCUGGACUCCUAGACUCCUGCCCUGGGGCACUAGCUGGAGACCUGUACUCCCAAGGGCUGGAGCUAGCACAGUAACCUUGCCUGGGCCUACCUUGUCAAUCCUCUCAGAGGCAACUGGUAUCCCUGAGGCCCUGUCCCUGCACCAGAAGCCAACUCUGGUACCUAGCUAUCUUACUAGUUGUUUCUCAUCCCAAGCAGGAAUGCACCCGAAGCCCAGAGACAAACAUAGGAGCUCUUCAGAACAAAGAUCCUAGGAGAACCCAGGCAGAACUCUUGGGAUAACUGGGCAAUAAUGCGUAUUGAAAGAGGGGCUCCUCUGUUUGGAACCAGCACACUGAAUCACAAUCCAUCCCUGCUCAGCCUGCUUACACUGUGCCUACUCUGUGCUUUCCAGGAAAGAAGAAAAGAUAAUUGGGGCUGGGGACUUAGCUCAGCGGCCCAGUG